Medicago truncatula (barrel medic) is the source of this 483-nucleotide messenger RNA. RefSeq names its product repetitive proline-rich cell wall protein 1. The transcript has a single exon. The record is from RefSeq and is a predicted model, not a curated record. Bases 1 to 483 code for a protein of 160 amino acids. Lineage: Eukaryota; Viridiplantae; Streptophyta; Magnoliopsida; Fabales; Fabaceae.
AUGGCUUCAUUUUACCUAUCCUUACUAUUGUUGUUCCUUGCUGCCCUUAUCCUUGUUUCUCAAGGGCUUGCUGAUUUAUUAGUACCUAUAUAUAAACCUCCAAUUUACACCUUCCCAAAUUACAAGCCUCCGAUUAACAAGCCUCCAAUCAUUAACCUCCCGCCAAUUUACACUUACAUACGACCGCCACAACUACCACCACCACCACCUAUUGUUUACUUUUUCGAACCACCACGACGACCACCACCUCCUCCUGUUUACUUUUUCGGAAGAAAAUCACCACCGAAAUAUAGAUCUUCAUUCCGCAAUAGCAAGGUUGAUAAGAAACCAAAACCUAAAUAUAGAUCUUCAUUCCGCAAUCGCCCAAUUGAUAAGAAACCACCAUCUAAAUAUAGAUCUUCAUUCCGCUAUCGCCCAAUUGAUAAGGAACCAUUAUACGGGGGACAGCCGCCACCAACUGUUUAUGAGCCACCAUCCAAGUAG